AUGGAGCAUGGUAGUCGUGCUGUAAAUGUCAUCAUCGACAAUGGCAGUGGUAUGAAUGUAAUUUCUGAAGAUGCAGUGAUAUUGUUCCAGCAGAGGAUUCAAGCAAGCAAGGAUCUCUCUAAGACAAAGCGACUUGCUGAUGAAAAUGAAAGGAAACGUUAUUUAGCCUUCCGGAAAGCAGAAAAGGAAGGGGAGAAAAAAUCAAGGGAUAAAGUUCUACGGAAACUAGAGCAGGAUAAGGUAGAAAGAAGGUAUCAUCUCGGAUUGCCUCCAGAAAGGAAUGCAGCAUUAAAACCUUCCACUCCUUUGUUUCGGGAAAAAAAUGAAAGGAUAUUGUCUGUUACAAAGGCAGAGCACAUGAAGGAAUGUUUAAGAACUAUUAAGCAUAAUCGCCAGGAUGAUGGUGCCAGAGUUAGGAGGGCCUUCCAAACUCUUCUGAUCUAUAUUGGAAAUGUCGCAAAAAAUCCUGAUGAGGAAAAGUUCAGGAAGAUCAGACUUAGUAACCCAUUAUUCCAGGAUAGAGUUGGGAAGUUGAGAGGAGGUGUGGAGUUUCUAGAGCUCUGUGGGUUUGAGAGAACAGGAGGAGGAGAGUACUUAUACCUUGCCCAUGAUAAGGUGGAUGAGGCAGUGCUAAACACAGCGGGGUUUGAAUUGAAGUCUGCAAUGACCAACCCCUUCUUUGGAGUUCUAAGUGGGUAAGAGAUGAUUGCAGUGUGAUAUCAGGUUCAAUGAAAGAAAUUUGGCUACAGAUGAUUACAUGCUUGUGAAUGCCAUGUAUAUAUCUCGUUGUUAAGUUCCUCUAUGAAUACAGUUGAUAGCGGGAGGAUGUAUAACAUUUUAUGCUAUAUAUUGUAAUCAAAUUAAAAUUCUCCAGAAGCAUAAUGAAAUGAGGGUAUGAUGUUUGUACUCAUGUAGUUGUUGCCUCUUGAUAUAUUGAUGGU
Carya illinoinensis is the source of this 941-nucleotide messenger RNA. RefSeq lists its product as uncharacterized. The transcript is spliced from 7 exons. Lineage: Eukaryota; Viridiplantae; Streptophyta; Magnoliopsida; Fagales; Juglandaceae. Bases 1 to 699 code for a protein of 232 amino acids. The record is from RefSeq and is a predicted model, not a curated record.